CGCAGCAGAGCUCAGCUCCUCCGUGCUGCUGAGCGUUCAUUCACCUCUGAAGCUGGAGGACUCGGCUCAGCAUCUGCUGUCGGCUCUCCUCCUCGUUAUAUCCACACACACACACAAACACACAUAGUAGUGCUGCAUGGACUCCAGUCGCUCCCUUUAACACCCAGGCUUCAUUUCCAGGCUGCAGAGGAGCAUUUUUAUCAGAGGAAGAUGGAAAAAUCCUCCACGCAGUACGGCUCUCUGGAGAAGACGCAUGUGGACGCAGAGACUGAGAAAUCGACAGAGGAUGUCGUUUCGAUGGCCGACUCCACAAUUACGAUCGAGGACAUUGAAGGAGAGCUGUGCAAAAUUGAGCGGAUACGAGACAUCCUCGUACGGAGAGAAUCAGAGCUGAGAUACAUGAUGGACGACAUCCAGCUCUGCAAAGAAAUCACAAGGCUGAAGACGGAGCUGCAGAAACUUGUCUCGCUUCCAGACAAGGACAAGUCCAAGGAGGACAAGGAGAGGGAGGAAGAGCUGCUGCAGCAGAUCAACAAGCUCGUGGAGACCAGAGACUUCCUCGUGGACGACGUGGAGUUUGAAAGGCUGAGGGAAAGAGAGGAAGACAGAGAAAUGGCGGCCUUCUUACAGUCCAAAUUUCCCAAGACACUGGCUGCAAAAGGUGUGAAUCAAAAGGUGGCGUCCAAAUCUCAGCAGACGUCUGCACCGUUUAUCACCAAGACUGGACUCACACUACUGAAGGACUGCUGUGGAUUCACCUGCUCCAUCAUGUAACAGAAGAUAUAUAUGUGUGUGUGUGUGUGUGUGUGUGUGUGUGUGUGUGUGUGUGUGUGCACAUGCGAGCCUCAGCAGUGCUUUCAUGUCUUAUGUCACGUCUUUUAAGAAAGAUUAUCUGCAUUAAUCUUCAAAUGCUCACAUACUGUAAGAGAUGUGUAUUAUAACAUGAUGUGAUCUAUUACUGUGUUUAUAUGUCUUACAGCUGGGAAGCUGACGUGCUUCUAGAUAUACGAAUGGUUUCUGUCCAAUUACUGUAAUUAGAUAUUAUUAUGGCUGCUCAGACUAUUCAUCUGUGAUGUAUUAGACACUAAGCGUCUCUAAGGGAACAAACUACGCUCACUGUAGCAGAGUAUUAAAAUAACUUUGACAGGAAACAUACAACAGAGGAGAGAUGUUUUAUAUUAUAUAUAUAUAUAUAUAAAUUUAAAGCAACAUUGUGAUUUAGCGCCUCCAGUUUUAGUGUAACACCACUGUGGUAAAUAUGUUCAGCUGUACACGUGUAUUUGUUAUUAUUACAUUACUUAUGAUCGAAAACUAGUCAAUCAAAUCGAACAUUAAGCAGCUCAACAACACCAGACAUAGCAGCCAGCUAAUAUUACUUACUAGUCCAACAGCAAGAAUCCUGCGUGCCCAGCUCCA
Messenger RNA from Larimichthys crocea (large yellow croaker), 1416 nucleotides. RefSeq lists its product as uncharacterized. The transcript has 6 exons. NCBI's taxonomy places the organism in Eukaryota, Metazoa, Chordata, Actinopteri, Sciaenidae. Bases 211 to 774 code for a protein of 187 amino acids. The record is from RefSeq and is a predicted model, not a curated record.